GUGCAGCCGUGCCAUUUUGGUGCCUGUCGGGUUGUUGCCGGAGGGUUGGCCUGGCCUGCUGCCUGCAGCGGGUUAUUUGGUGUGGAGCAGGGCACAAUCUCGCCUGAGGAGAUGUCUCUCCCCUCCAUCUACCAGCACAAGUUUGCUGAGAAGCUGACGAUCCUCAAUGACAGAGGGAAGGGCGUCCUCAUCCGGAUGUACAACAUCAAGAAGACGUGCUCGGACCCCAGGAGCAAACCCCCCUUCUUCACCGAGAAAACGAUGGAGGCCUCCAUCAAAUACAUCAACAAGAAGUUCCCAAAUGUGGAUGCGCGGAGCAGCACGGACCAUGUGUACGAGCUGCUGAACACCAUCGAUGCCAGCCAGUGCUACUUCGACAUUCACGUGAACUAUGACUUCACCAAGAACUACCUGGACCUGGUGGUGACCUACACAUCUGUCAUCCUGUUGCUGUCGCGCACCGAGGACCGCAAAGCCCUGAUCGGGAUGUACAACUGCGCCCACGAGAUGAUCCAGGGCAGCGGUGACCCCAGCUUCGCCCGGCUGGGCCAGAUGGUGCUGGAGUACGACAGCCCGCUCAAGAAACUCACAGAAGAGUUUGGGCCUCACACCAAGGCCGUGACCAGCGCCCUCCUCUCUCUCCUUCUCCUCUUUGUCCGGAGGAACCAGUCAGACGAGCAGUGGCGCAGCGACCAGCUCCUGAGCCUGAUCAGCAACUCGGCCACCAUGCUGAGCCCGGCCAGCUCGGACGUCAUGGCCUGCGAGUACCUGUCGCUGGAGGUGAUGGAGCGCUGGAUACUGAUCGGCUUCCUGCUGUGCCACGGCUGCCUGAGCUCUGGCCCACAGUGCCUGGAGCUGUGGAGGCUGGGCCUGAAGGGCUCGCUCUACAUCACCCUCAUCCGGGAUGAAGCCCUACAGAUCCACAAGGUCUCCGAGGAGCUCUUUGGCAGCCUGAAAGGGUAUGGGAAGCGGGUGGCGGAGGUCAAGGAGUGCAAGGAGCAAGCUGUGGCAAACAGGUACAGGCUGCCUGGUCCCUGCGCCCGCCCAUCCCCAUUCUCACCUGGGUCAUCCAAGGGAUGGCCUGCGAUCGGCUUCCUGCUGUGCCACGGCUGCCUGAGCUCUGGCCCACAGUGCCUGGAGCUGUGGAGGCUGGGCCUGAAGGGCUCGCUCUACAUCACCCUCAUCCGGGAUGAAGCCCUACAGAUCCACAAGGUCUCCGAGGAGCUCUUUGGCAGCCUGAAAGGGUAUGGGAAGCGGGUGGCGGAGGUCAAGGAGUGCAAGGAGCAAGCUGUGCUGGAGGGGCUGCUGGUCGGCCAGCCCGGGCUGCUGGGCCCCAAGGCUCUCUUCGUCUUUAUGGCGCUCUCCUUGUGCCGCGACGAGGUGAACUGGCUGGUGCGUCACGCUGAGCAUGUCACCAAGACCAAGACCCCUGAGGACUAUGCCGACAGUCACAUUGCUGAGGUGCUCUUCCUCAUGGAGCAGCUGCGUGUCCUGGUGCGCAGGCACAGCCUGGUGAUCCAGCGCUACCACGUCCAGUACCUGGCUCGCUUCGACGCCCUGCUGCUCAGCGACAUCAUCCAGAAUCUGACCGUGUGCCCCGAGGAGGAGUCCAUCAUCAUGUCGUCCUUCGUCAGCAGCCUCUCGUCCCUCACCCUGAAACAAGUUGACAACAAGGAGAAGUUUGAUUUCUCAGGGCUUCGCCUGGAUUGGUUCCGGCUGCAGGCUUACACCAGUGCGGCCAAGGCCCCCUUGCAGCUGCGUGAGAAUCCGGACGUGGGCCGCGUGAUGAACCUCAUCGUGUUCCAUUGCAAGAUGCUGGACUCACUGGAGGAGCUGCUAGUGGAGACUUCGGACCUGUCGGCCUUGUGUUUCUACAUCCGCCCUUUUGAGAAGCUCUUUGCUCAGACCAUGGAGGAACCGGCCAUGCCCUUCGCCUUCCCACUUGUCUGCAGCUACUUCGCCCACUGCACCCACCCCAUGUGUCCAGAGGAGUAUCCCCACCUGAAGAGCCGCAGCCUGGGUAUGUGCAACAGCUUCCUAGAGGAGAUGGCCAAGCAGGCAGCCAGCUGCAUCCUGGAUGCGUGUGCCGAGCAGCGCAACCUCAGCGAGCAGCUGCUGCCCAAGCACUGCGCCUCCACCAUCAGCAAGGCCCGGAACAAGAAGAGCCAUAAACAGCCUCCCAAGAAGGGGGAGCCGGAGCGGGACAAGCCAGGGGCUGAGAGCCAGAGGAAGGACCGGAGUGUGGUGACCAACUACCUCGCCUUCCUCCAGUCGCUGGGGCAGUUCAUGUGCGUGGACACCAGCCGCAUCAUCCGCAGUGUGCUGCUCCAGCAGACACAGCCCCUGGACUCCAACGGGGAGCAGACCCUCACCACCAUCUACACCAACUGGUACCUGGAGGCGCUGCUGCGCCAGGCCAGCAUGGGGGCCAUUGUGCUGUCCCCGGCCAUGCAGGCCUUCAUCAGCAUCCCCAGGGAGGGGGAGCAGAGCUUCUGUGCGGAGGAGUUCUCAGACGUCUCAGAGAUGCGGGCACUAGCCGAGCUGCUGGGCCCCUAUGGCAUGAAGUUCCUGAGCGACAACCUCAUGUGGCACGUGACCUCGCAGGUGGUGGUGGUGAAGAAGCUGGUGACGGAGAACAUGGAUGUGCUGGUACAGAUCCGCUCCAACUUCUACAAGCCUGAGGAGAUGGCAUCACUGCUGCCCAGGCUGACGUCUGCUGAUAAUGUGCUGAAAAGAAUGACCAUUAUCGGGGAGAUCCUGAACUUCCGCUCCAUGGCCCAGAGUGGGCUGCGUGAGGUCUUCUCCAACCGCUGCCCGUACCUGAUGGGCCCCAUCGAGUGCCUGAAGGACUUUGUCACCCCUGACACGGACAUAAAGGUCACCUUGAGCAUCUUCGAGCUGGCCACGGCGGCCGGGAUCCCAUGCGACAUUGACCCCGCGCUGGUGACGGCACUUUCCAACCUGAAGUCCGACAGCUCGUCCCCCGAGGAGGAGUACAAGUCAGCCUGUCUGCUGCUGGUCUUCGUGGCUGGAGGCCUGCCGCUCCUCGCCACCGAUCCCCAUUCCGUGUACAGCAUCGAGCUGGAUGGUUACAGCAACAAUAUCCACUGCCUGGCCAAAGCCAUCAUCCACGUGUCGGCCGCUCUCUUCACCGUCCACGGCAAGAACAUUGAGACGCACCUCAAGGAGUUCCUGCUGCUGGCGUCCGUGAGCCUCCUGCAUCUGGGCCAAGAGACCGACAAGCUCCGGGCCAAGAACCGGGAAUCCAUCUCCCUGCUGAUGCACCUGAUCGUGGAGGAGUCGUCCUUCCUGACGGCCGACAUGCUGGAGACCUGCUUCCCCUACGUGCUGCUCCGCAAC
Molecule: messenger RNA, 3360 nt
Organism: Pelodiscus sinensis (Chinese soft-shelled turtle)
Lineage: Eukaryota; Metazoa; Chordata; Testudines; Trionychidae
Source: RefSeq, a predicted model, not a curated record